GUGUGACCCAUUUCAAAAAAGAAUGCGUUUCUUCUUUCUGUGCCUGGUAUCUUGGAGAUCUGUUUUCAAUCCUUACUUUGCAUCCUUACAUUGUUUCUUCAAUUUCAAUGUUUUUCUUCUAGCAACAGACAAAAAAAGUGGCUAAACAGUUGAUGAAAAAUCACUCUUAAACCUGAGCUUUAAAGUUCAGUCUGUCUUUCUGAAUAAUUGCUUACCUUUUCUUCAUUAUCUACCAUCAAGUAUUUUCUUUCCCCUUAACACUCUUAAAAGAGUGUUCUUGCUAACGUCUUCUUAAAAAUCUUACCUGCUGCUAACUCCUAAUUCUAUUCUACAAAAUCUCUGUCUCUCCGUGGUCUUCUUAUUUAAAUUUCAUGUUUCAAUUAAAGCCUGAUACAGUUUCUUUUUCCUUGCCUACACACCAUCUCUGUCUUGCUCUAAAUCUUUUAGGUUCUCUUCUGAUUUAGCCACAUCGGCUUCUAUUUCAGAUGACACUCAGGAAGUUUGUAGAGUGACUCACAGGCAAUACAUUGCAAACUGAGCUAUCAGCACCCAGUAUCGUUAUCACUAACAGUACAGGCAAAGCCAACCCAUAAAUGCAUAGCAAAACUUUCAUCCUGAGCAAGGAACCAAAUCCCACCGCAUCAAAAGUUACUCAGGCUCAUACAAAGGGCACUAAAACUGCAACAGCCUGGCUGGCGGUUUGACUCAGAUGGAAACUGAACUCAAUAAAUUUGUAUGGCAUUCAGUACAAAUGGUGAGACUCUGUAAGCAGAAAGACAAACAAUAUUUAGCAUUUUCAAUUUGGUUACUUCCAGUACAUUUAGGUCUCACCCAUCAUUACUUUCGGUGACAUCCUAGAGUGGGGGGAAGAUAGUCCAUCACCUCUGAAAAUCCUCUGCACCUCUCCUGUUUUUCUUGUUAACUACUAGACUAAGUUGCAAGCAAGUAAAAAAAAUGAAGCCUGUAAAAGCUCCUAGGUUUUAGAUUUUUGCUGAACUUGUUUGGAAAACACUUAAAUUAGAUCAAAUUAGUUUUCAAUCAAUCUAGUGGAAGAAAUUAUUCUUUUGGCAGCUUCCACAGGAAACUUGAGUUAAAAGCAAAUUACAGUUCUCAGAUUGCUACAGACCGGAGAAAAAACUUCCCCUUUUUCACUCAUAACAGCCUACUCCUCUAUUUUUAAUCAGAGCUGUUGAGUAGUUUGUCCUGGGCAAAGAAAAGCAUCUGUAUAGAAGCUGAUUUGGAAUUCAUUUCUAACAGAGUUUAAUAGGCAACAGACACAGGAUGAAUUUUUCUCCCCAGACAGCCCCUUUUUGAAAGCCAUGUAUAAAGUGUGAUUCAGACAAAAAAAGAUUCAGGUGUGAAUGCUGUCUGAUCUACGGCUGCAAGCACAACCACAGUCAUUAGGCUGGGCUUUUAUGAGGCUCACUGCAUGCUCAUCAGCCACCUUAAAACAAAUCUUAAUGGGUGAUAAAGUUGCCGGUUUUACUAAGGUGGCAGAAUCAAAAUGUGGUUACAGAAGAAAUAAGAUUCCGUGUCAACAAACUGACAGUACAGGAGAAUAAAGUGAUGAAUUUAUCAAAGAAUUUUACAUACAAAUAGUCAAACACGUAAGCAUGACUUCUUCACUCAGUCAUAUAGAAAAACUGAUUGGAACAUGGCAAGCACGGCAGCUGCGGUAAAGGUAUGGCCUUACCUUUCUCCCAUUUCCCAUAAAUGUCAUGGAAUCAGUCCUGAUAUCAACAUUCUUAUAUAAGAAUCCCUUCAUCUGUAUUUUUAUUGUGUCAUCAGAUCUUAAAUUAACUUGGUGACUUUCUGCGGCAGAGUAUUGGGUAAGGACAGACAAUUUUGUCUGAUCGCAUUGGAGAAACUUAGGUCCUUGCCAACAAAUACAUUUCCCAUUCUAUUAUACAAGACCUGUUUAAGCAAACAAAAGUGAAUGGAAUUUGCCAGCCAGGAAAACUAAGCCUUAUUCAAGACGGGUUAUUUCCUUCAGGCAAAACCCAGGCAAAGGUUUUCUUGAAGACCAGAGCUGCGCUGCAGCGCAGGGGCACUGUGAAUACCGCUGCGGCUUGCGAGAGCAUUGGAUGGGCUUUGAAAGAAGGGGAAUUUCAGCUUAGAAAGAGGAAGCUUCUUUUGGACAGAGGGUGCUUGCUGUAAAAGAAGCACAUACGUAUUUGUGAUGGGAAGGGUUCGAUUCCCUGUGACCUAGGCUUUCUGCAUGUGGUGGAGGGCAGGCACUGAGGACAGAAGAAAGAAUGAAUGUUUCUGUUGGUGAGAUCCAUACUGGAGUGUUUCGCAGCCUGUGAGACAGAAAGCCUGGAGAAAGCAAUAAGCAUCAUGGAGGUCUGCAUAUUCUUCCUUUACGCUAUGAUACUUCUCCCAGGUAUUGCUGCCAGUGUGCAUCAGGUGAAGUCAUUUCUCAAUCACACUGCAUAUCUAUCCUGCUAUUUUCCAAACUCUCAGAAAACUGACAUAAAGGAUUUAAGAAUAUUUUGGCAAAAAGACAAUGAAGUGGUGCAUGAAGUAUACUAUGGCCAGGAAAAACAUGAUAACCUUAGUCCUAAAUAUAUAAAUCGCACCAAGAUGGACAUGGACAAAUGGACCUUGCAAUUGUUAAACGCAGAAAUUGUGGACGAGGGACAGUAUAUGUGUAUUAUACAGCAGAGAGAGAAAGAAUCAGCAAGGGUCAUACACACAUCUGAGUGCUUACUGAACGUCAUUGCCAACUAUAGUCAACCUGAGAUAGCACAGCUGCACAGUGGGGAGCUAAAGCCCAACGAAUACUUGAAUCUUUCCUGUUCUUCCAGCGGAGGUUAUCCAAAGCCCAAGCAGAUGACUUGGCUAAUUUCACAUGAAAAUAAAACACGCAGGUUUAUGCAUCACACGGACAUCUCACAGGAUGCUGUAACAAAGCUGUACAAUGUUACUAGCAAGCUGAGUAUCACAGUUCCUGCAAACACCCUCACUAAUAUUAGCUGCUUGCUUCACCUCGGAGAGCAGCUGGGGAGCCUUGUCUCAGUGCCACUAGGCAUAGAGAUACAGGGGGAAGAAAUUAAGCAAAUGAAGAUAAACUUCUUUGGCCCACUUAUAGCUGUGAUUGUACUGAUCACAAUUCUUCUGGGUUUUAUGAUAUUGAAGAAGAAUAGAAAUACCUCAUCUACUGACCAGAGUAAGUUAUUACUUCUCAUUCAGCUCAACUGUCCCUCAAGUCGCAGACUUUGCUCCUUAUAAUUAUCCCUUUACCUGCAUUCAAGCUGCUGACAGAAAGUUAGGUUUCAUGCUGGAUUUCAGCUAACUUCCUUGGACAAUUUAUUUCCUGCAACAACUUAGUCCACCCAGAAGCAAGGCAAAACAUUUUCCUCCUGUCUUGUCCUGGGAUCCCCUUCUCCCUCUUUGUGCUCUGUGAGACUGCCAUGGCACCAGCUUACCACCUUUUCCUGCAAUUUCAUCCUUUUUUUCUGUUCUUUCAGUAGAUUUGGUUCCCAAAAUCAUUAGGCUGUAUAAACCUUCCUUGUCUCACCAUUUAUAAGAAGAGUGGAGCUGAGGCAGGGAUGAGGUAACACUUCUGUCCAGUAAAAGCAACUAUCUCUGUCACCACGGAGCUCAAGGAUUGCUCCACCACAGGCUGCCCAACAUCAGACUGGAAGGAUCAUCUUGCACUAGGACCAGAAUUCAGUCUUUGCAUUGCAUUUCUUUAUUUUGAUCCAGAACUAGGUCUCAGCAGUCCAGGCUUUAUUCUGCACUGAAAGGAUCCUCAAGCUGACAUCACAGUCUACUCUUUCUCACAGCAAGGGGGAAAUGCAUUCCUCACAGUCAGUCCUGUUUCCUUGUACAGCCAAGGGUCCUGAGCCCCACCUCAUUCUUUCUCCAAAUCCUAAGAUAACUGGGCAUUUACUAUCAACCUUUUUUCAGCUCCUAUUUCUCACAUUUUUAUCAAUCACAUAUUCAUCUAUUUUAGAUGUCAGUCUAGCAGUCUAGAAGCUAUCCAGCUUGAAACUGAGGACAUCAGCCAGACUGCUGACUGGGAACCAUCUCUGCGCGUAGCAAGGCCUGAGGUCCCAUGCUCUUAGAUGUUUUGCCAGAACAAGAAUCCUCCCCAGAUACCCUACAGAGCAACACACGAUGGUUUUGUCUGGUGGCCGAAAUCCACUGUCCAGUGUUCUCCGAUUUUUGUUCCAGAAUGGUAGUAAAUAUGAUGCUCUGCCUGUCUGCAUGACUUUUUGCUGCAUCUUUCAUUACGUGCUGUGUCACUGUAAAAUCCUGACAGUCAAUGAGGAAAGCAGAGCUGCGUGGGUCACAAAAACAGAAAGAGGCUACAAUCUGUGAAUCAUAACCAUCACUGGAAACAUGAUCAGAGGCAAGCUAGUCAUGAGCCACAAAUGCUUUUGGCAGAGCCCGUGUGGCUUUGUACCAGCAACUUUCCUGUAAAGCUCCACAGCAGAAAGAGGAACUUCAGGGCACUUCCCCACCCACCUUCUGAGAAAAGACAUGCAAUUCCUAUCAGGCAUUUGAAACUAGAAAUCACCUGAAGGAAAGACGACUUGUUUUAAACAUGAUUUCUGGUUAUUUUGAUUUAUUUUUUCUUACUAUCAUCCAAGUCUAAUAUGCCCAGACAGUUAGUACCUCCACACUUUGGUCCUGUGUAUUCUGACCAGAUGCUCAGGUGGAUGCAGAGAUAGAAAAUGAAAGCAUGAGGUAUCACUCAUAUUUGUAUAAAUUGAAAUAUACAAAACUAAGAUAAACAGAUAUAAAAAAAAAUAUUAUAUAAGUAGGUCAUGUUCCAGUUUUGUUGACUAUGUUCUCCCUUUCUUAAUUUUGCUUCAAAUGUUGAAGACAGAGGAAUCUGUAUGCUAUGGUAUGCUCAGCUAUAGGAAGUAGUUUUACUUUUCAGAAAAGAAAGAUUGUCUGUUUUACUCAAAACAAAUUGUCUUUACUUUGCCAGUUCUCCAAUCUUGAACAAUCUUUGCACUUUAUAUUCUUCAACAGCAUUGACAUCUUUCAGGAGGAAGCACGCACCAGAAUUGUGACAAAAUUCUUCUGAGGGCUUGAUUGCAUUUGUAGGUCUGACAUUUUCAGCAAGAGCAGGGACAUUAGCAUCACAUUCUCAAGACAAAUUUCAGCUCAGAGUUGCAGUCCAGGGACAUAAAUUCUCUGCGGUUUCUGCUGAGUACAAAUAUUCUUUUCUGUUAAAUGAUGUUGUGAAUUGCUAGAUUUCACCUCAAUUUUUACCCUUUUCAAGAGUGUAAGAGAAUGUGCAUGCCCUUCUAAGUUAGCUAAACCAUUUGGGAGUCACUUUAUUAAGCUAUUACACUAGCAUUCCAAAUAUUUUAAUUCAGAUUAAUAUCAUUCACAUUUUAUUAAAAGUUAAAGGUUUUAUUUUUAUGUAAAAGUUUAUAUUUGCUAGCAAAUUUAUUUAAUGACUUAUUAAAAUAUACAUCUUUUUCUGUA
Messenger RNA from Falco peregrinus (peregrine falcon), 5448 nucleotides. RefSeq names its product CD86 molecule (gene CD86). NCBI's taxonomy places the organism in Eukaryota, Metazoa, Chordata, Aves, Falconiformes, Falconidae. Gene Ontology annotation, cellular component: external side of plasma membrane. The record is from RefSeq and is a predicted model, not a curated record. The transcript has 5 exons. Gene Ontology annotation, biological process: positive regulation of T cell proliferation; negative regulation of T cell proliferation; immune response. The coding region runs from base 2260 to 3231 and encodes 323 amino acids.